Parasteatoda tepidariorum (common house spider) is the source of this 679-nucleotide messenger RNA. Lineage: Eukaryota; Metazoa; Arthropoda; Arachnida; Araneae; Theridiidae. The record is from RefSeq and is a predicted model, not a curated record.
AUGAGUAAACUAGGCCUAAUCCACAACAUCACGUUGUUCGAUGAUGAUGAUUUUUCUUUGUACAUUGAACAGUUGGAGCAGUAUUUUGUGGCCAAUGAUGCUGACAAUUCAAAGAAAGUGUCUGUUUUACUUUCUGUUAUAGGGGAAAAAGUCUAUUUCCGAAGACUAGCUUUGACCUGUUCCUUUGGUGCUUUUCUCGACGAAGCUUUGAGAGACAGAUUCGUUUGUGGUUUAAAUGAUGAAAAUAUGCAGAAACGUCUGCUGGCGAAAAAAGACUUGAAACUUUCAGAUGCAACAGAAAUAGCAGUUGCCACGGAGAUAGCCAAUGCUGAUGCAUCCAAUAUGAAAAUUUUUUCUCCAGUUGUGAAUAAAAUGUUGAGUCAGUCUGGAAAUCGUGGACAAAAGAAGGUGAACUUUUCUAAUAAUGCGUCCAGUAAAGAGUCUAAAAGUAAAUGCUUUAGCUGUGGUGCAGUUCACAAUCCUAGAAACUGUAAAUACAAGAGAGCAAAAUAUCAUUCUUGUGGCAAAAUAGGCCACAUAUCUCCUGUAUGCUUAUCAAAAAAAUAAACGACAAGACUCGACAAAUAAGGUUGAAGUCAACUUUAUUCCAUUAAGUCUAUAAAUCAAGUAAAUGUGAAAUACACAGUAAAUGUUAAAAUUAACGACAAACCUAUAGAGA